AUGUUAUGCAUUUCUUUGCACUCCCAGGUCCCUACUUCAACUGAGGACUCCGAUUUCGAGGGCCCUGAAGAUGAAAUGCAGGUUUUGUGCCAUGGUCACGGGAAGUUAGCAGAGAGGCGCGUUGCUUUUGAAGGAAUUCUAACUGGGAGGAGGUUUCUCUGUUGCGCUGAGAAGGAAGGUAGAGACUGUGGACUAGUUAAAUGGAUUGAUCCUGCUUGGCCCAAUACCCUUGAGAAUGCAUUGCACAAGUUAUGGUUGAUGUAUGAAGACAACAAGAGACAGAGGGCUGAGGACACUCUGAUGAAUUCUUUUGAAGUUCAUAACCUGACACAAGAGAAGAAAAAGUUGCAGGCCAGCUAUGAGAAGCUGGUUGAAGAUGUCAAUGCACUUGUGGAUGCCCAGCAACGUAGGGUAGAGUUAGAAAAGACAGAUGCUGAUACCAAGAAGUUGGAGGAUACGUAUGAGAUGGUGAAGAACCUGUCAGCUGCUCAGGCCAGUGUCAUUAGGAACAUGAAGCUCAAGCUAGCUGAAGAGAGGAAGAACUUACAGAUCCAAAUUGAUGAGCUGCAGAAGAGUGUUGAAGAGAGCUAUGUGAAGUUGCAGGAGAGCAAUGUGAAGCUGCAGGAGAGCAAUUUGAAGAUGCAGGGGAUCAAGGCCAUCCUAAAUGAAUGA
This is a messenger RNA of Triticum urartu, 672 nucleotides long. NCBI's taxonomy places the organism in Eukaryota, Viridiplantae, Streptophyta, Magnoliopsida, Poales, Poaceae. The record is from RefSeq and is a predicted model, not a curated record.